AUGAAUCUUUCAAUUUUGCUGAUAUUUAUAAUAUAUAUUACAAGUGGGAAUUCGUUGCAUUAUAACAAAAUAAAUUCCAAAGGAAUAACUGCAUUUAUAAAUACUAAAAAUCCUAUUUUAAAAAAUGAAUACAAAGUAUAUCGAUUCAAAAAAUAUAACAAUGUAGAGAAGAAGAUAUAUUCAUUUAAGGAAAAUGCUUUAAGCUUAUUUAAUACUGUGAAAGAUAAAGAGAAAAUAGCCAAUUUGCUUGAAAAUAUUUCAAAUAAUGUAAAAAUUAAAUUUCCUAAUAGAUUUAUAUACUACAAUUAUUUAUUUAAUAAAUGUAAAUUAGACAGAAUACUCAUAGUAAUAAACACAUUGCUUUACUUAUAUUUAAAUAGAGUUGAUAAAAAUGAAGAAAAAAAAAUAUUUUUUACUAAAGGCAAUGUAGUUCAAAUAAAAGAUGAACAGAAAGCAGAAAAAUAUCAAUGUAAUUAUUAUGAUAUAUAUAAAAAUAAGAAUUAUAAAACACUUUUCUCAUCUAUUUUCAUCCAUAAAAAUAUCUUACAUUUAUAUUUUAAUAUGAGUUCACUAAUGUCCAUAUACAGAAUGAUAUCGCCAAUUUAUUCAAAUAGCCAAAUACUUAUUACAUAUUUAUUAUCUGGAUUUCUUUCUAACUUAAUAUCUUAUAUAUACUAUAUGAAACCAGAAAAAAAAGAUAUAUUUUUAAAAGACAUAAUCGAUCAAAAUUAUUAUAGUCGCAAUACACCUUUAAAUAAACCCAAUAAAAUAAUUUGUGGAAGUAGUUCAGCUAUAUAUUCCCUAUAUGGAAUGUAUAUAACACAUAUGAUUUUUUUUUAUUUUAAAAAUAAUUAUAUUAUGAAUACAGGCUUCCUCUAUAAUAUUUUCUAUUCAUUUUUAUCAUCUUUGCUUUUAGAAAAUGUUAGCCAUUUUAACCAUAUUUUGGGAUUUAUAUGUGGGUUUUUUAUGUCGUCCACAUUGAUUUUGUUUGAUAAUAAUUAA
Molecule: messenger RNA, 1002 nt
Organism: Plasmodium vinckei vinckei
Lineage: Eukaryota; Apicomplexa; Aconoidasida; Haemosporida; Plasmodiidae
Product: rhomboid protease ROM7, putative
Exons: 1
Coding region: 1-1002 (333 amino acids)
Cellular component (GO): membrane
Molecular function (GO): serine-type endopeptidase activity
Source: RefSeq, a predicted model, not a curated record